Drepanopeziza brunnea f. sp. 'multigermtubi' MB_m1 is the source of this 1473-nucleotide messenger RNA. RefSeq lists its product as uncharacterized. Gene Ontology annotation, biological process: peptidyl-arginine methylation. Lineage: Eukaryota; Fungi; Ascomycota; Leotiomycetes; Helotiales; Drepanopezizaceae. The record is from RefSeq and is a predicted model, not a curated record. Gene Ontology annotation, molecular function: protein arginine N5-methyltransferase activity. Gene Ontology annotation, cellular component: cytoplasm; nucleus.
AUGGACGACCCAGCCUUCGCCACCACCGAUACGGAUCUCACCACGCAAUCCAUCCUUCUGGCGUCCUCCAACCACGACCUCGCCGCUCUGAAACCCCUCCUGCGCGUGCCCGGAAACGCAAGUGUGCAAGAUCCCGAGACGGGGUUCACCCCGCUGCACGCUGCGAUUUCGGCGUGCGGGCCGGCCGCUGCGUCAAUCAUCGAGAGCGCUGGGAGAGAAGGACGGAGUGGGGAGGAAGGAGAAGGGGGAGAGGAAGUCGAUGUCGAUAUGGAGAGGGCGAAGAAAGUGGUCGAAGAGCUGUUCUUCAGCGGCGCGAUAUGGAAUGAUCUCGAUGCGAAUGGCGAGACGCCGGCGUGUCUGGCGUGGAGGCUGGGGAGGAUGGAGCUGUAUGAGAUGUGUGUGAAUGCUGGGGUGCGGGCGGAGUUGCUGUUGGGAUUGAUGGAGGGGGGUGGGUACGAGGUUUUGGAGGGGGAGGGGAGUGAUGAGGAGGAGGGGGAGGCUGGUGAGGGGUUGGAUGUCGAUGUCGAUGUCGAUGGGGAUGUGGAUGCGGAUGGGGAGACGCAAGUGCCAGCGCGAGAUCCUGGUGCAGAGGGUGCGAAAGGCAAUAGUACCGCUGCGAACAAGGGAGAUGAAUCUGCCGCUGAACCCAGACGGGAUCCUCCCUCCAAAACAUCGCGGGAAAAUGGAGGAACAAAAACAGAAACAGAAGCAGAAGCAGAAGCGGGAAAGGGAAACGGAGAGAAGAAGCAAGACGUUAACUCCGCCACGUACCUCUCCUCUGCCCUGACCUUCACCCAAGACGCUCUCCUCGACGCCGACAACAACGGCGUAAUGAUGACUUGGGAAACGUCCAUCAUGCGCCGCACCGUCGAGCUCCUCCUCCCCGCCCCCAAACCAGGCGGCGCUCGCAUCCUCAACAUCGGUUUCGGGAUGGGCAUCAUCGAUCGCCUCUUCCGCGCCACGCUGCCCCUCACCCACCACAUAAUCGAGGCACACCCCACCGUGCUCGCCCGUCUCUCCUCCGACACCACCUCUGAUUUCGGCCCCGCGUGGGAAAAAUCUGCGCCCGCCAGCGGUGACGGCGGCAGCUACAAAAUCCACGCGGGGAAAUGGCAGGACAUCUGCCCUCUCCUGCUGCAACAAGGCCAAGUCUACGAUGCCAUCUACUUCGACACCUUCGGCGAGGAUUACUCCCAGCUCAAGCUCUUCUUCACGGAGUUUCUGCCGGGCCUGCUGGAUGCGGAAGGCAGGUUUGGGUGGUUCAAUGGGCUCGGUGCCGAUCGCAGGGUGUGCUAUGAUGUUUACUGCAGGGUGGUGGAGAUGCAUCUGUUAGACGCCGGUUGCGAUGUUGAGUGGGAGGAUGUAGAGGUGCAGGGGCUGGGCGAGGAGGGGGAGGGGGAAUGGAAGGGGGUGAGGAGGAGGUAUUGGGUAUUGGACAAGUACCGCUUACCCGUCUGUCGAUUUCUGGGGUAG